Molecule: messenger RNA, 1734 nt
Organism: Exaiptasia diaphana
Lineage: Eukaryota; Metazoa; Cnidaria; Anthozoa; Actiniaria; Aiptasiidae
Product: retinal homeobox protein Rx1
Exons: 4
Coding region: 473-1321 (282 amino acids)
Biological process (GO): regulation of transcription by RNA polymerase II
Molecular function (GO): RNA polymerase II transcription regulatory region sequence-specific DNA binding; DNA-binding transcription factor activity, RNA polymerase II-specific
Source: RefSeq, a predicted model, not a curated record
UAAUUAAUUAACGGUACAAAAUAGUAAUUAAUUAGCCCAAUCACAAGUUUCGAAGCACCCAAGUCCUUCWAUAUUGUCCCAUUCGGGUCAUUGUUUUUUGUCAGCUGGCGUGCUCAGAAGCUAAGUCUUGUUAUUGUUCAAUGCGGUUUUUUUCCUCUUCAAGGGAACACACUAUUUGAAGAUUACACCUCUAACAAAGUGAUAAUUUAUGACACACGAUUUCUAUUAGAAACAAGUUCACAAAGCUUUCUUUCGGAGCUGUUGGGAGGUUUGGUCGAUCACAUCCUUGAGUCACUUAAUUGUGGGUGGUGCUUGGUUGUUCUUGACCCUAGAGACAAGAGCUUGGACACGACCAAAGAUGAUUUUAUGAGAAGCAUUCAGGUUCAUUGAACAAACAGAAAACACUUCACACUCAUUCGCAUUCAACCCGCAGCCAGAAUCGCGUACGUUACAACCGACAAACACGUCCAAGAUGUCAGACAGUCCAAGGGCGCAAAAAACUACUUACACGAUCGAUGGCUUACUAGGACUGAAGGCGGAACAGGGAAAUGAUCUAGAUACUAGGUAUAACAGCGACCACUCAUCAACAAUAAGAGGAAAUAAUGAAUCAGCCAUACUAACAGGUGUCAACGAACGAGAAUUGAAAGAAAACGGCGAAGACCUUGACAAAAGUGAAGAAGAACUCGACAGUGAGGAAAGCAAGGGAUCACCAAACACUAAACGUAAACAACGCCGAUAUCGUACAACAUUUACAAGUUACCAACUUGAAGAGCUCGAACGCGCUUUUGCCAAGACUCAUUAUCCAGACGUAUUCACCCGAGAAGCCUUGGCAAUGAAAAUAGACCUUACCGAGGCGCGCGUACAGGUGUGGUUUCAAAACCGACGUGCRAAAUGGCGAAAACGUGAAAAGUCCCAUGGUGUUCGACUACAUGCCCCUUUGGGUUUAAGUAAUCCUCUUAUUCCACCUCCUAUGGSAACGUUCACUCCAGACYUGAGUAGUAAAACCUAUGACUUCAACUGGGUUCCCAACACAUCRAUGCCAAGUUUYCCCGCCUUGAGGCUACCUAUUCAUCCUGCAUUCACAACAUCCAGGUAUAUCCCCCAGCAUCCUACAUUCCAYAGAGAUAUAUACCCAAUGGUCACUCCUCCACUACUAUCUAAUCCACACUUAGCCUUUAAGUGCACCUCUUCACAUGAGAGGGCUGGGGAUUCAACGGGUGAAGGCCAGCAUGACAGCACUGAUAGGCGAACAUCAAGUAUAGCAACACUAAGAAUGAAAGCUAAAGAACACAAUCCCGGUGGAAUUUCAUCUUUUCCUUAAUACACCUUGGUCAAAAGACUUGAACUUCACAUAUCACGGAACUACAAAGAAGACAGAUUUCUGGGAAUGUACAAUCAUAUCUCCCGAGAUACGUCCAACACGUCUGAAAAGAACUGUUUCUUCUGUUUGUAGAGGAAAUUCGGGAUGUCACAAUUUAUGAACUUAGAAUUGCGAGAAAUUCAAACUGUAUCUAUUUAAGAGGAGGGGAAAAUGUAUGAACAGACACCGGCAUUUUGCGCAAAGGCUUGAAGUCACUAAUAAAAUUAGAGUUAGUAAUAUAGAGGUGCGAAGAAAGAGUUUAACAGAAACUUUAGUCUGAUUUUACGGUAAUAUGUUGCUUAUUACUAGGGUUUAGCACUUUGGAAUCGUGUUAUUUGAAAUAGCUGUGACAAAUUAUAUCUUUAACUGCUUUU